AACAUUUUGCAUUUUCCCCUUCAUGCAGGUUGUCUGGAUGUACUUUUCUACUUAAUAUUGUGGUAUGGUACCUUUUGGACCAUAGGUGUGGUAUACCUGCUGCCCAGUGCUGAUAUGUUUACAGAUGUGAUCUCUGAUGUUAUUGGCAUUCCCUCACAGCGGAUAAGAUCCAAGAAUCAUGUGGAUGGGGGCACUCUGACUGAUGGAAUAGAGUUACGGAGCUCUGAAGUGCAGUCAUACAGCACCUCUGAUGCUCAGGUGGAGGCUCUGGGCCUGACACAUGCAGUAGCUGAUAAAGAUGGUUCAGAGGCAAACAUCUUCAAGGUUUUGGCUUUUCUGGAGAAAGCUGCUCCUCGUAUGGAGAAGGAAUUGAAGCAGGCUACAUCUUCCCAUGCAUUUGAUGGUUAUGUGCUGCUGGAUGAUGUAGCAGAAAAAUCUCCCAAAGUGCUUCAUUCCCUGAACUCUGGGGAUAUCUCUGGAAUGAUGGUGACAGGACUAUCAUGGAAUCAUAUGGGAACUGUUCUGGGAGCUGUAUACAGUGCUGAAAGUCAUGAUAAUUGGUGUGAUCAUAUUGGCCACUUAGCUACUUGGGGCAUCACGAGAUCAAACUUUGAUGGUAAGAAGCCUACAAGACAGCAAACUGCUAAAUGCUGCAUAACAGGAAUUGCAUAUCAUCCACUGAACCCAGCUAUUGUUGCCACAUCAACCUACAAUGGUGAGAUUAUGAUAUGGGACUUCAACAAUGAAGAUGAGCCUCUUCUUGAAUCAUCGUUGGCAAUAAUGGGGACACAGAAGGAGCCAUUCACUUCUCUAAAAUGGAUUAGGAAUUUCCUUGAUGUUCGAUCACAAAAUCAGCUUCUGGUCUCCACUGGUCUUGAUGGCAGGAUCCUGUUGUGGGGUGUGAAUGUUACCACUGGUGGGCUGAAAGUUCUUAGAGGGUAUAUAGUGGAAAGUGAUGGUAUUACCAUACCAGGUCAUCUUGUCCAUCACCAGACAUAUGUUGGCAUUCUCUCCAUUGACUUCAAUCCUCAAGAUUCCAGUCAAUGUAUUGUUGGCUGUGAGGGAGGAGUGCUUGCAUUCUGUUCUCUUGUGUCUGAGAAACUUGCUGAAGGGUCAUUUGCUGAUGCAGGGUUACAGUUGAGAAACCCUGUGUGGCAAUUUCUUCAUCCUCAUGUUGGGAAUGUCACAGGUGUUUCUUGGUGCCCUUUCAGUUCUGAUCUGGUGGCAUCAUGUGGGAUUGAUGGAGACAUUCAAAUUUUCAAUCUCAAAGAGAGUGUGAAUCCAAUGGUAUCCAUCAUUGCAGGGGUACCCUGCAUGUCACUUGUUUGGUCUCCUGCAAGGCCUCUUGUUCUCUAUGUAGGGAAUGCAAAGAGUGAAGUUUUUGUGUUUGAUCUGAAACAGAGUCACUCAAACCCCACAAUGAUUCUCUCCACACCUGAGCUGUCAGGUAUUGUGAAUGCACUUGCCUUCAGUGCCCAUAGUAUGAAGUUACUUGCAGCUGGCUCUAGCAAGGGAAACUGUGUGAUAUGGAAGCUGACAGAAGAUCUCACUUCUCAGCAGGGGCAAGAGAUGGCUUUGCUCAAUGACUUGAUGAAGUCUUUAGAUCAGCAAAAAGGCACAGGAGCCUUGUAUUCCAUUUGGUAUCUAUACAGCUUGAAGUAUGACUAUGGCAAUCAACUCAAUUCAUCACAAUCAUUCAACUUUCAGCUAUACCUAGGUUAUGAGCUUGAGCAUGGAUUGGGCACUCAAAGUGGUUGCCUGAUCGCCCACUUGUUUCUGUGCAUGAAGACUGUCAUGGGGCUUUUUGGGAAGUCUGAGCAAAAGAGUCCAAAAGAUCAGGUGAGGGAGUGGUGCAGUCGACUUAGAAAAGAAGGGAUUCAGAGAGAGGAGGAUAAAGUGAAAAAGACCCUGAAGGAUGCUGCUAAAAAGGGUGACAAAGAUGUCUGUCUCAUUCUUGCAAAAGAAAUCAUUCAUUCUCGAAAGGCUAUUGGGCGGAUACAUAUAGCUCAAGCCAACCUCAAGAGUGUGGAGUAUCAAAUGCAAAAUCAACUAGCCACUCUGCGUAUUGCAGGGUCUUUGCAGAAAUCCACUGAUGUGAUGAAAGCCAUGCACACUCUUAUCAAAGUUCCAGAAGUAGCAGCAACAAUGCAAGACUUGUCAAAAGAGAUGAUGAGGGCUGGAAUAAUGGAAGAAAUGAUGGAUGACACCAUGGAGUCAGCCCUUGGGGAUACUGAUGAAAUGGAGGAAGAGGCACAGCAGGAGAUUGACAAGAUCUUGUGGGAAUUGACAGCUGGACAGCUGGGACAGGCACCAAAGGCUCCUAAGGAUCAGCUACCUGCUGCAGCAGAAAAAGAAGCUGAAGCUUCAGAUGAAGAGAAUGAAGAGGAACUUAGUGAAAUGAGGUCCCGGUUGGCAGCUCUCCGCAGCUAGUUGUGCCAAUGGCAAGCAGAUACCAUGGUGUGUGAUGAUUGAACCUGAUGACUGCACCUGGUUGAUGAUCUCUCCAUGCAAAGUUCCCUCUUGGCAUUCUGAAAAACUUUGGAUCAUGGAGAACCUUUUAUAUCUCCGGUGCUUUUAACAGUUAAAGAGAACCCUUUUUCCUGCCACUGGUUUAUUUCUGAGUUUUUUUAUGUGAUUAGUUUGUUGUCAAUUCAAUCAACCAAUUGUAGGAAUGACAUACCAUCCUAAGGAUCCAGGAUCUCCUGUGAAUAUGUCACAUUCACACCUGCAAAUUGCUAUAGAUUAUCAUUUAACAGUUCAGGAAGAGAUAAGAAAAAGCCACUUUCUGCAGUUGGGUAUGCUGCUAGGGUACACCGAGGCCUUACUCCUCAAAUGGAGAAACUCUGAGUCCAUGUCCGUGUCUUGUUCCCUUCAGAACAAUACAUUGCGCCAGGAUGAAAAUAAAUCCCAUUUGAAAGAGACACAGUAAAGAAGCAUCCUUUAGCUUAUGGCUUGUGGUGAGUUAGGCCUAUGAUAGCUGUGACAUCAUCCUGCUGGUUACAUUUGUCACCAAUCUCUACCUGCAGCAAAUAGCUGGAAAGUGUUUGAAACUUUGAAAUAUGCAUUUUUUUUUUUUAUAAACAUCAAAAAGGAAGUUGGCAAUCAGUGACCAUUAACAUUUGAAAAAAAAUGUAUGUCAUGAAGGCCACAGGAGAAGGAAAAGCAAAUGGAGAAAUCUUAGGCACUGUAGAAGUGCUUGUAGAGUAUAUCCAAUGAAAUACCUGUCAGUCUGUUGCACCUGAAUUCUUCCCUUUCUUUUAUCUCCUGUGAAACCUUCAUGCUUCAUUUUUUUGUAUAAAUUUUGUAGCCGUCAUUUAAAAAAAAACAACGUUCAGCUCAUUUUCUGGCUGGUGAAGUUCCUCAUAGGGAUGGGGAUUCAAGUAUUUGAGUUUGUUUGUUGUAAUCCUGGACUUAGCCCCUCAAGCUAGUGAUUUUACUUGGUGUACUGCUGUGGUCUAACCCACUAGGCUGCAAGUGCAUACUUGGGUAUGCCAGCUUGAGGGGUUAAUAGAGAGAAGAAAGGGGGAAAUUGUAAUACUUGAUUCCAGAUGGGACAUGGGAAUGUCUACCUCAAAAUUUUUUAGAUUCAUUAUCUGGUUAGGUAUCCCAAAAGCUAUAUCCCUAGAAAUAAGUGAUAGGUAGCAAUAUGCAAGUGUGCAUUGGCCAUAAGAUUCUGAUGCAUGAAUUCAUGGAUAUGAUUCAGAGAAUAUCACUUCGAAGUUUUAUUAUCAAGUUCCUUUCUUGACUGCAGUGGUAUGCAUUGGUCUAAAAAUGCUUAGCUUGCAUAGGAGGCCACACUAGAACAUUUUUCUCAUCCCCCAUUUGUGGAAGGAGAAAGAGUUACAACAUUUCGUAAAUUUCAGGUUACACUGUUGCAUAUUUUCUUGGUCUAUCAUCUUUUAUUUAUAAAGGGUGGCACAAGUUGCUUCUACUUCCCCUCAUUGAAGAUCCUACUGAGCCCAAUUGUUAUGAAGAAAGGCUGAGGUUGUUGGACAUAAGAACUAAAUAGUUCAAUGUGAUUUGUUCCUGAAAAUUUUGUCCUGCUCAUAUCCCCCCAACACAGUGAGCAAUGACUAAAAAUGCUGACUUUCAAUGUUGCUGCAUUUUGAUGGGAUCAUCUUUUCAUCUUAGGAAUGAAUCAUUUCAGGACAGUUCCCAUACAUUAAGGGGAGAACUAAUGAAGCCAGUAGAUCCAGGUCUUCUCAAGAUUACCCCAGGAAGCAUUACAAUUGAUAACUGCGAGAUUGCAAGGAUUGCAAGCUUUGCUUUGUUUAAGAAUUCUUUGAGUCUUGAACAUCCAGAGACAUAUUUUAUCUAUCUACAUGUCUGCCAUAUUGAAUAAUAAUUUAUUUAAUUAAUUGUGUGUAGUUAUUAACUCAUUGCUAAGUUUUGCUGGUUCAUCAAUAUCAAAUUUACCUAUACCAUCUCCAAGAUUGAUGCCAUGCAUGCCUCAAGAUGGUUGUUUGAAAAAAUGCAGCAUCCUGCUUCUACAUACUAAUAUUUGGAUGUUUCAAACAGUUGAUGCGGUGGUAACCAUUGGUGCUUUUUUAAAAUCCAAUUUUGCUCUUGCAUCUGGAGAAAGUCAUCCUCAUCCUGAUUAAAAAAAGGGUAAUAUAUAUUUCCUGAAGUACUCCCCAUUCUCUUCAUCUUGUCAGGCUAGUGGAGUCCCCUUGUUUAUAUGUUCAUGACAUUGAAACUACGAUGAACAGGGCAAACUGCAUUAUGUAGAAAGAACUUUCCAUUUGUGUGCAUUUUAUGAUAGGUCAAUGCAUUGACCAAUAGGAAAAAAUGGACUAUUCAUAACAGAAAAUUUGUUAGGGAAUGAGUAAAUUUUUCUGGAAGGUAGUUUUUCUUGUCAAAACUAAACUUUUCUUGCAGGUAAUCUUUCACUCCUGACCAAAUGAGAAUAUCGAAAUGUGCCAAGUGCUCAGUCUACCAUUCAUUAUAAAGCAUCUGGAGUGGAAGCCUGCCAGUACCUUCCUAUCCUAUGGGAUAAUUGCAUUCCAAAUCUACCAACAGCUACAAGAACAGUGGAACAAUUACACACAAUGACGCAUUGUAUUUCUCUAUUCCAGGCAUUCAUCCUGGUAGUUGACUGGAAUUUAGAAACUCUGCAGCAUUACUAAAUACUUUAUUUUGUGUCAGUGCCUUCUUUUUUUUUUUUCCUGAACUUCUGUUUGUUAUAAAGCCAGGAACUGAAUAGGUCAAGGUAUUAUUCAUGUUUUCAAAACAGGAAGCAUUUUCAACUGGUUCAAUUAAUGAUUGUGAUAGUAGUCAUCUAUCAGAAGUUGAUAUUAGUUCACAAGGAACUGUUCACCUACUCUUAAGUAAAAAGGUUUUUUAUUCAUUCAUUCAUUGUCAUCUUCUUUCCUUCGUGCCUUUACUUCCCAUGUCCUUAGUCAAAAAAGAAAAAAAUCCGAACCUGUAACUGAUGUUUGAAAUCUGUAUUUUUCCAAUGCGCUUUGUAUGAACUCCCACUUAACCCACCCAUCAUGACUUUUCAACUACUUUGUCAUGAUUUGAACCUUUUUUAUAUAUAUAAGUAAAGCAUGCCAUGGCAGCCCUUGAUGAUGGUAUGGAAUACAGUGAUGUGAUGAUCAUUUUUAAAAAAGUGUAGUUAACCUUCAAUAUACUGCCAUUCAAUAUAUCACCUCUCUUGCUUAUCGCCCACUCUUUCCUGAAAAAUCUCCCUCAUAAGCUUAUAAUAGGUUAUAGUGCCACUUAAACUUCACAUCCAUUUGGUCAAUUUGUCCUUCAGAGAUUUUUUAUUAGUAUACUUCAGUUCAUUCUAUAUAGGGUCACCUGUGCUAUAGCCCCAAAAUCAGCUAUGGCCAACAAUGAUGUUAUAUUGAGGGUUGACUGUACUGGAAAGUUAUUACUUUCAGCAAGACACCAUUGUGAAUGCAC
This is a messenger RNA of Darwinula stevensoni, 5907 nucleotides long. The record is from the annotation of a GenBank genome assembly. NCBI's taxonomy places the organism in Eukaryota, Metazoa, Arthropoda, Ostracoda, Podocopida, Darwinulidae.